Messenger RNA from Auanema sp. JU1783, 1038 nucleotides. NCBI's taxonomy places the organism in Eukaryota, Metazoa, Nematoda, Chromadorea, Rhabditida, Rhabditidae. The record is from the annotation of a GenBank genome assembly.
AUGUCGUUUCAACCGGCCUUCAAUGCCCGUCUUAUAUCGGAAGUCAAAAAACAUCCCUGUCUCUAUAAUCAUUCUAAAAGAGGAAGUGGAGAUACUACAGAGCGUAUGAAGAUUUGGGACCAAAUUGCUAUUCAAGUCGAUCAGAACUGUACAGGAGAAUUCGCCAAGAAACGAUGGCUACAACUCAGGGAUCGUUACCGUAAAGAGCUGAAAGUUGCUAUCCGUCAAAACUUUUCUCAGCCGGUCAGGUGGUGCUACUUCUCCCAUCUGACCUGGCUGGAUCCGUAUCUCAAGGACAAUCUGGCUCUUGCCAAUGCAUGUGACACGUUGUCGGAAUGUCUCGAUUAUACUAAUAUGGAUCUUUCAUCUCUUGCCCAAAUAAAAACUGAAAUUGAUGAUGUAUUAGGGAUGGAAGACAAUGAGUCGAACUCUGUACUCUAUGAAUCGUCUCUUGAUAGAGUUCUGGCUGCUACUCACCGUCACGAAAGUAGAUCUCCGGCUUUAGAAAAUGAUGAAUCUGGUCCGCAAUCGGUUGGGACAUCUGGAGAUGAGGAUCGUGCGGAUGUUGCUACAACAACAACGGAAAGUGGUGGAACAACUGAAGAACGAGAUACUAGUACUGGAAGUAUACGCGACAAUGUUUCUGACCCCCUCCUGCAGAUUCUGCAAACUACACCAUCAGCAUCAGCCUGUUUUUCGAUCAAGGACCAGUUCUUAGCUCGCCAAGUUCAGCAGCAGCAGAUGGCCAAACAUAUUUAUCAGCAAUCAGCCAAAUCUGCUUUGGACUGGAUGAACGACGAGGAUAUGUUGUAUGCGAGAAUCAUUGGACUACGUCUCAAGAGGAUGGAUCCUAAACGCAGACGGAAGCUUCGUACUCAAAUACUUUCCUUGCUGGAAGACGAUGAGUUGUUCGAGGACGAUUCAGGUUCUCCUCCACCACCAGCUAAAUGCCCAAAGUUGGAAGACGAAGGGCUUAGUUCUGAAGAGAAACGAAUGAAUGUCUCGAACGACAACUCAGUUUCCUCCGGUUUAGUAUGA